CUGUUAACCGCUCCUACACACACAUCCUUGUCUCCCCUCCCUGUUGCAGACUCCCAGCUCUGCCCUCUCUGCCCCUCCCCAGAGAAGUGUCCGGCUCCUCCCGGGGCAGCAGCCCUCAGCUCCUUCCCUGCCCACCUACUAUGAGGAGCAGCUCCUCCCACCUGCCCAUAAAAGACAAGCGCAUGUUACCAGAAACGAUCAGCGCACUUUCCCCGGUCCUCUCCGUGGGAGCCCGAGAGCCUGUCUCCCUGACCUUAGGAGCCCAAGGACCUUGGACCUUUCCUAACCUGCCUCUGCUAACACAGAACCAUUCUCUGGGCACCUCAUUCUAAGGUCAGAAUUCUCAGAAAGGAUUUUUUUUGCAAGUUCUCAUAAUCCACACUCUCAGUUUGGACAGCAGCUGUCCUGAAAGUAAAGCAACACCCAGUGAAGAAGCAGAAACCAGCCCCGAGGGUGCCAGAGGAAGGCACAAGCAAGGACACUGGUCCUCAGUUCUAAAGGCCAGCCAACUUUAAAUGUGAUGGCUGUACCACCUGGUCCUCUGCAGCUGCUUGGAGUGCUACUCACCAUUUCCCUGAGUUCCAUCAGGUUUAUUCAGGCUGGUGCCUACUAUGGGAUCAAGCCGCUGCCACCUCAGAUUCCUCCUCAGAUGCCACCGCAAAUUCCACAAUACCAGCCUCUGGGCCAGCAAGUACCUCAUAUGCCUCUGGGCAAAGAUGGCCUUGCCAUGGGCAAAGAACUGCCUCACAUGCAAUAUGGCAAAGAGUAUCCACACUUACCCCAAUAUAUGAAAGAGGUUCAACCAGUGCCAAGGAUGGGCAAGGAAACAGUACCCAAGAAAGGCAAAGAAAUACCAUUAGCCAGUUUACGAGGAGAACAAGGUCCCCGUGGAGAACCUGGCCCAAGAGGCCCACCUGGACCCCCUGGUUUACCAGGUCAUGGGAUACCAGGAAUCAAAGGAAAACCAGGGCCACAAGGCUAUCCAGGAGUUGGAAAGCCAGGUAUGCCUGGAAUGCCAGGGAAGCCUGGAGCCAUGGGAAUGCCCGGGGCAAAAGGUGAAAUUGGACCCAAAGGGGAAAUUGGGCCUAUGGGGAUUCCAGGACCACAAGGACCUCCAGGGCCUCAUGGACUUCCUGGCAUUGGGAAGCCUGGUGGACCAGGAUUACCAGGACAGCCAGGUGCAAAGGGUGAUCGAGGACCCAAAGGACCACCAGGACCUCCAGGCCUCCAGGGACCUAAAGGAGAGAAGGGCUUUGGGAUGCCAGGCUUGCCAGGUCUGAAGGGCCCUCCAGGAAUGCAUGGCCCUCCUGGCCCUGUUGGACUACCAGGAGUGGGAAAACCAGGAGUCACGGGCUUCCCUGGGCCCCAAGGACCCCUAGGGAAGCCAGGGCCUCCAGGGGAACCUGGCCCACAAGGACCUAUAGGGGUGCCAGGUGUUCAAGGACCCCCUGGGAUGCCUGGACUUGGAAAACCAGGACAGGAUGGAAUCCCUGGUCAGCCAGGAUUUCCAGGUGGCAAAGGGGAGCAAGGAUUGCCAGGGGUGCCAGGACCCCCAGGCCUUCCAGGAGUUGGGAAACCAGGUUUUCCAGGGCCCAAAGGUGACAGGGGUAUGGCAGGUAUUCCUGGGGCUCUUGGACCCAGAGGGGAGAAAGGGCCAGUAGGUGCCCCUGGAAUAGGGGGUCCACCAGGAGAGCCAGGUCUGCCUGGAAUCCCUGGCCCUAUGGGCCCUCCAGGUGCUAUUGGUUUUCCUGGGCCCAAAGGAGAAGGUGGGAUUGUAGGACCUCAAGGUCCACCAGGACCUAAGGGUGAGCCAGGGCUUCAAGGAUUCCCAGGAAAGCCAGGUUUCCUUGGUGAAGUAGGGCCUCCAGGCAUGAGAGGUUUGCCAGGUCCCAUAGGGCCUAAGGGAGAAAUUGGCCUCAAAGGAUUGCCAGGGCUCCCUGGUGUUCCAGGGCUGCUUGGACCCAAGGGAGAACCAGGUAUCCCAGGAGAUCAGGGUCUCCAGGGACCUCCAGGUAUCCCGGGAAUAGUAGGCCCUAGUGGCCCCAUUGGGCCACCUGGAAUUCCAGGCCCGAAAGGGGAACCAGGGCUCCCAGGACCCCCUGGAUUCCCUGGUAUUGGAAAGCCUGGAGUUGCAGGGCUUCAUGGGCCCCCAGGGAAGCCCGGUGCCCUUGGUCCUCAAGGCCAGCCUGGCCUUCCAGGGCCCCCAGGACCUCCAGGACCACCUGGUCCCCCAGCUAUGAUGCCUCCUACACCACCUCCCCAGGGUGAAUAUCUGCCAGAUAUGGGGGUAGGAAUUGAUGGUGUGAAACCCCCCCAUGCCUAUGGAGCUAAAAAAGGCAAGAAUGGAGGGCCAGCCUACGAGAUGCCUGCAUUUACUGCAGAGCUGACAGCACCCUUCCCGCCGGUGGGGGCCCCAGUGAAGUUUGACAAGCUGCUCUAUAACGGCAGACAGAACUACAAUCCACAGACGGGCAUCUUCACCUGUGAGGUCCCUGGCGUCUACUACUUUGCUUAUCAUGUUCACUGCAAGGGCGGCAACGUGUGGGUUGCUCUCUUCAAGAACAAUGAGCCUAUGAUGUACACAUAUGAUGAAUACAAAAAGGGCUUUCUGGACCAGGCAUCUGGGAGUGCCGUGCUGCUGCUCAGGCCCGGAGACAGGGUGUUUCUCCAGAUGCCCUCAGAACAGGCCGCGGGACUGUAUGCUGGGCAGUAUGUCCAUUCCUCCUUUUCAGGAUAUUUAUUGUAUCCCAUGUAAAAAAUGAAAAGAAAGAGAUUUAAUAGAAGAAAAAACAAGACAUCAAAAAUACAAAUGAAAAAACACAAUUGCUUCAAAACAUUUAUAUAGUUGGAAAGUUAUAUUUAAGUGAAAAUUUGGAUCAUCUUGUACAAAUAAAAACUAAGAUGCAUGUUUAAUACUCGGCACAGCAGCUUGUAAUUGAAAAUGAUGAGACAGAUUUAUAUAUCAAGUACUGACACUUAUGUUGUACCCACUGGAAUCAUGUUAGCUGUUGUAUGUUAUGUGCUUCCAUGAUAAUCUUCUUAUUCAGAUCAGUCAAAAUAUGUCAGUAUGAAAGAUCAUAGCUAAUGAAAAUCACCCACUCAUAUUGUUUCUUUUAAAGUAUUUAUAAAUUUGCCUUAAAGAAAUGUCAACAAUGACAUACUGUUUUUACUUGUAUAAUUUUCUCUCCAUCGGUGCAGAUGUUUUGCCAUGGGAAGUAUGUGUGGCAGGGGCAGGGUAUUUGUAAUGUUACUGUCUCAGUAGGAGAUUGGGGACCAUGGAAAAAUUGGUAGUGUUUAGUCCAAAGGAUAUUUCUCUUCUGUUAGAGGCUGUCUUUUAUCAGUAAGAGUCAAAACUGUGUCAGGGGCUCUCUGAAAGAACUGAUGAACCAGUCAACCAACAUAUAUGUACUCAGCACCCACUCCGUGCAGAGAGCACUGACACGUGAGAGUAUGGCCUAAGCUCACAAGGAGCUAACAAAUCAGCUGGAAGACAUGAGUACUGGUUAAUUCAUUCGUCAAGGGUUUCUUCCCCCCACCUCCACCCCGUGCUUCUUUUUCUUUUUCUCCUUCUAUGUAAUUUCUUUCUACCAUGAUCCUAUCCAUAUAAAUAUCAGGAAGUUACAAGAAAAACCAAGUAACCCUUCCUCUACAGCAUAAUUUGCUACUUUUGUGGAAUAUUUGUUCUGAAUAGCAGAUACUGUGUUUAAAAGCAUUAAAAUUUCCUUUGUCUCUACACAUGAAUGACCAGAAUGAGGUGUUAAUCAUGCAGAUAUCAAUAUUUUUUAGUAGCUCUGAAUUGAAAUUUCCUUCAUUAGUAGGACUGCAAACUGACCUUCUAAAGUCAGUUCCCAAUGUCCAAACCAUUUUUUAUUUUUUAUUUUUAUUUUUUUAUUUGGGAGAAAAAUCAGAAUUCAUAGGAAAAUAAAUUUGCACUUAAGAAAGAAUUAUGAAAUUUGACACUUAAAAAUAUUUAUCAUGUUUCAGGUGAUGGUACUAGAAUUGUAGGAAAAUAUGCUUUGGUUUGUUUUGUUUUUUCAGCAACAACUUUUGGAAGAGACAGCUGAAGUAUAAAAGGGUUAGAAUACCCUGUGUCUUGUAUGUCACCCCGUACUCAGCACAAAUCAACAACUAAAAAAGUUUUGACCGAAAAAAAUAAAUAUUUUCUGGAUUUUUCACUCAGGCACAUACUAAAUAGCAUUGCUCAAAAUACAAGUCCACUGUUACCUACCACAGACACGAUAAGCCUCUUGAGAAAAUACAAUGGGGCUAUGGUAGUAAAUAUUUUACAUUUUUAUUAAAAAAACUGAUGAAUAAGGAUAUAGAUAUAGAUGUAAAAAUCUACAAAUAAAUACUAUGUUAAAAUACAUGGAAAUGUGUCUAUGUCAAAUCAGAAGCAGUGGUAGAGCUCUUACUUAGCAUGCACAAGACCCUGGGUUAAACACCAGCAGUACCAAAAAACAAAAACAAAAACAACCUCAUUUUUACUACCACAAAAAUUCUUGGUCAUUACUGCAAGAUUUCCUAUUCACUGAUGAUUAUAUAACACAGUUUUCCCAUCAAAAAGAUCUCCUAUUCAACCUUCAUUUUCAAAGCAGGCAGUAUUUAUGUGGCCAGGGUAUCCUUUGAUUUGAUUUGAGGUUUCUGGUUUUGGUCUGAUGACUACAGACGUAACAUGGAUCUCUCCUGCUAAAUAGUUGCAUGAAAUGACUCGGAAGCAUUUAAGGCCAAGUGAUUCAUAAAACUGUAUUUAUCUGUACAUGUAUGGACUAUUAAUUUCCAACAAAAGAGAAAUUACCUUUUUAAUUAAAAUCAAGUUUCACUUUUCAAAAUAUCUUCCAACUUAUUUAUUGGUUGUUGCUCAAUUGCCUAUAUAUAUAUGCUUCUAACUUUUAGAUGGAGGAGGAGCAAAAUCUAUGCCAGAUACUGUGUAUUCUACAAUGGUGCUAAUCUCAGAGCUACAUGAUACUCCAUUUAAUUUAAAAAGAGUUUUAAAUAAUUAUAUGUGUACCUGUUUCCCUUUUGAGAGAUGCACAUUGUACUAACACAUCGUAUAAAAGCAGAUGAAACAUCCACAUGUUCUAAAGUCUAGGAAUAGUAGUGUAAUCCAUAUUUAAUUCAAAAUAAACUAUAACUUUUCCAUGUAAAAUGGACCAAAUUAUCAAAAUUGUUAUUUAAAGAGUUAUAAUGCGAUAUGACAUCUACAGGGGAAAGAACGUCUGUAAUAGGUGACUGUCCUCAAAUAUUUUACAGACUACAAUGAAUGAUGAACAUACUGGUUACUUGUUUGAGUUUCCAUUAUAGAUUUGAGAUAAUGAUAAAUCAUUUUUGUAUUUAAAUUUUUGUACUGAUUUGAGAAAAAAGUCAUUAAAUACUUUUAAACAAUG
Molecule: messenger RNA, 5384 nt
Organism: Cavia porcellus (domestic guinea pig)
Lineage: Eukaryota; Metazoa; Chordata; Mammalia; Rodentia; Caviidae
Gene: Col8a1
Product: collagen type VIII alpha 1 chain
Exons: 5
Coding region: 521-2755 (744 amino acids)
Molecular function (GO): protein binding
Source: RefSeq, a predicted model, not a curated record